This is a messenger RNA of Gracilinanus agilis (Agile Gracile Mouse Opossum), 1480 nucleotides long. RefSeq names its product galactosidase alpha (gene GLA). Gene Ontology annotation, cellular component: cytoplasm. The coding region runs from base 24 to 1367 and encodes 447 amino acids. Lineage: Eukaryota; Metazoa; Chordata; Mammalia; Didelphimorphia; Didelphidae. Gene Ontology annotation, molecular function: alpha-galactosidase activity. The record is from RefSeq and is a predicted model, not a curated record. Gene Ontology annotation, biological process: oligosaccharide metabolic process; glycoside catabolic process; glycosylceramide catabolic process. The transcript has 7 exons.
UUAGGGUCUUGGACCAUUGGAAGAUGGGCCAUCUGAGGCAGGAGCCGGGCCCCAUGUUUGCGUUCGCGGCUCUGUCCCUGGCUCUGCUGGGCGGGCCCGCGGCCACUGCCCUGGACAACGGGCUGGCCCUGACCCCCACCAUGGGCUGGCUUCACUGGGAGCGCUUCACAUGCAACGUGGACUGCAUCGAGGACCCGGAGAACUGCGUUAGUGAACAACUCUUUAUGCAGAUGGCUGAACUCAUGGUAUCAGAAGGCUGGAAGGAUGCGGGCUAUGAGUACGUCUGCAUCGAUGACUGUUGGUUGGCCUCCAAACGAGAUGAGAAUGGUACACUCCAGGCAGACCCCAAACGCUUCCCUAGUGGAAUCCGGCAUUUGGCAAAUUAUGUACACUCCAAGGGGCUGAAGCUGGGCAUUUAUCAAGAUGUGGGAAAUCUCACCUGUGCUGGGUACCCGGGCAGCUUUGGCUACUACGAUAUCGAUGCCCAAACCUUUGCCGACUGGGGAGUGGACCUGCUCAAAUUUGAUGGAUGUUACUUUAAAGAUAUAGAAAGUUUGGUAGAAGGUUAUAAGUACAUGUCCAUUGCCCUCAAUAAAACUGGCAGAAGCAUUUUGUAUUCCUGUGAGUGGCCUCUCUAUUUAAGACCCUUCCAGGAGCCCAAUUACACAGAAAUUCGACAGUAUUGCAAUCACUGGAGGAACUAUGGCGACAUCUUCGACUCUUGGAAUAGCGUGAAGAGUAUUUUGGACUGGACGGCAUCUAAACAGGACAUCCUUGUUCCUGCUGCUGGACCAGGGGGCUGGAAUGAUCCUGACAUGCUAGUGAUUGGCAACUUUGGACUCAGCUGGGAUCAACAAGUGACUCAGAUGGCACUGUGGGCUAUCAUGGCAGCUCCACUCUUCAUGUCUAAUGACCUGCGCCACAUCAGCCCCCAGUCCAAGGCCCUGCUUCAGAACAAAGAUGUAAUUGCAAUCAACCAGGAUCCUUUGGGCAAGCAGGGCUACCGUCUCAGGAGGGACAAGGACUUCGAAGUGUGGGAACGACCCCUAUCAAAUUUAGCCUGGGCCGUGGCUGUGCUAAACCAGAAAGAGCUAGGGGGUCCUGAGAAUUAUGCCAUUUCCACUUCUGCCCUGGGCCAGGGACUGGGGUGUGUCCCUGCUUGCUUUAUCACCCAGAUCCUCCCCGUUAAAGAAGGGCUGGGACUUUAUACGUGGACAUCUCUGUUGAAGAUUCGGGUAAACCCCACAGGCACAGUCUUGUUGAAGCUCCAGACUUACCAGCAACACAAAUAUUCCAGCCGCCACACCACCACAGAUUACUACAACAAUGCUACCUCAGAUGACAUCAUUUCCAUUACUGUCUUAUAAUUUAUAAGAAUGUAUAAACGUUCUAAGCGCAUGUGUUCUGGAUUUCUACCUUGUUCGGAUGUAACCCCCCCCCCCCCUUUUGUCUGCUGCUGAGAAUUAAACUAUUUCUUUAA